CCCGCAAUGCUGCCCCGCGGGGUCCUCUCCCUCCUCACCCUCUUCUGUGCUUUCAGGGCUUCUGCUUCUGCGCUGGAUGAAGACGAUGACUACGACCUCCUGUACGUGAAUCUGGACAAUGAAAUCGAGGGUCCGGCUCACGGCACGGAGGAAACUGUUUCAUGUGACUGCCAGCGGGAGCACACCAAGUGGGACAAGCUCUUCAUCAUGCUGGAGAACUCGCAGAUGAAGGAGAACAUGAUGCUGCAGGCGAUGGAUGAGAUGCUGAAGGUGGAUCUGCAGAGCCUGAAAGCAGAGCUGAGCCAGCUCAGCACCAACCUCGUGGGCACCUUCACUGCCAUGGCUGAGCAAGUCACCUCCCACAUGGUGUCACAGGUAGAGCGGGCGCUUGUGAGGAGCAGUGACCAAGAUGAAGCAGCCAAGGGGCCCCAAGAGUCUGAGCAAGGCAAGGUUCUCCAGCACAUUCUGCUGCUAAGCCACAAUGUGUCCAGCAGGCUCAGCCAGCUGGAGAGCACUGGGCUGAGGAGGUCUGAGGUGGAGGCUCAGGAGACAGCUUUUCAGCAGGACAAACUCAGUGACACCAGAGGGGACAAUUUCUUUCUGAACUCCCUGUGGAAAGAGCUACAGCAAACCAGAGCUGAGCUGCAGGCGUCGCAGCAGUGGGCAGCUCAGCACCUACUGCCAGCAGGGUGUGAAACAGCAAUUCUAUUCCCAAUGCGUUCAAAAAAGAUAUUUGGGAGCGUUCAUCCAACUGCUGGAAUGACCCUUCACUCCUUUACUGCUUGUAUCUGGAUCAAGGUGACUGAGGCUUUGGACAAAACUAUUGUCUUCUCCUAUGGAACCAAGUUCAAUCCAUACGAAAUCCAGCUUUAUCUUAGCCAGGAGUCUGCAGUGUUUGUUGUUGGUGGCAGCCAGCAUAAGUUGGCUGUCGAAAAUGUAGUUGCUCCUGGAAAGUGGAUCCAUCUCUGUGGCACCUGGAGCUCAGAGAAUGGUUCUGCCUCCCUGUGGGUGAAGGGAGAGCUUGCAGGCACCGCCUUGGACUUUGCUGAUGCUCACACCAUUCCAGAAGGAGGGAUUUUGCAGAUCGGUCAAGAAAAGAACGGCUGCUGCGUUGGAGGUGGAUUUGAUGAAGCUUUAGCCUUCUCCGGAAGGUUAACUGGCUUUAACGUGUGGGACAGAGUGCUCAGUGCCAGGGAGAUUGCAGCACAGAGCAGAGAAGGUGGGUGCAGUAUCAGGGGCAACGUCGUCGGGUGGGGAGUCACAGAAGUUUUGCCCUAUGGAGGAGCCCAGUACAUUUCCUAAGUGCUGGUGAGGCAGUUCCUGAAGCAGAGAAGGUAUCCCAUGAAGAGCUGAACACCAGCACAUCCAAGCAAACAGAACUGUAGGAGCCCACAUCUCUCCAGUUCCCAAGAUGAGUGUUGCAAGUUUACACACCGAGAUGCUGUGGAGACGGGACUUGGUCUCUGCCUGCUGUUUUGGCAAACCACUGACAAAACACCAUUGAAGAGCUGUUCCUGAGGCUGAAGGAUUGCUGGCUGCCCAGCAGAGCUUCUCAGGUGGAAGUGUGCCACCGUGGACACUUGGAGCCCUGUGAUGCUCCUGGGUCCCUGCUGAAACAAACACCCCGGGUUUCCAGCUGCCCCCUCCCUGCACAGCUGACAGGAAGCUGAGCAGCCUCCCAGCUCCUCCAGCCCUUGGGCUCUCAGUGCUAAUGUGAAUUGUACAGCCAAGGAAUGCUGUGUUUACUAAUCCUUGUUAGUAAUUUGUAGACUAUACCAAAAACUAGCUCCUUGUGUAAAGCAUUAUUUAUGCCAUGGGUUGACCCAACGUAUAAAAGUAA
Apus apus (common swift) is the source of this 1840-nucleotide messenger RNA. RefSeq names its product pentraxin 3 (gene PTX3). The transcript has 3 exons. Bases 7 to 1302 code for a protein of 431 amino acids. NCBI's taxonomy places the organism in Eukaryota, Metazoa, Chordata, Aves, Apodiformes, Apodidae. The record is from RefSeq and is a predicted model, not a curated record. Gene Ontology annotation, molecular function: complement component C1q complex binding. Gene Ontology annotation, biological process: innate immune response.